Molecule: messenger RNA, 578 nt
Organism: Dama dama (fallow deer)
Lineage: Eukaryota; Metazoa; Chordata; Mammalia; Artiodactyla; Cervidae
Gene: BSPH1
Product: binder of sperm protein homolog 1
Exons: 5
Coding region: 125-433 (102 amino acids)
Cellular component (GO): cell surface
Molecular function (GO): heparin binding
Source: RefSeq, a predicted model, not a curated record
GUUCACGGAGCGUACACUGAGAUGUCUGUAUUCCUGAAACAAACCUGCUUCCCCCAGCCUCUCUGGCAUCCUGCAGGGGAUUCUUCAGCCCUGGCUUUCGAAGACCGAUAAAUAUUCACCAACUAUGGAAACUAUAACUCAUCUUCCAGAAGUCAAAGAGGGCAAGUGUUUCUUUCCAUUCCACUAUAGAGAUGGAAUCUUCUAUGACUGUGUCCAGUUCAAGGUAAAACACAAGUGGUGUUCCUUGAAUGAAACUUACGAAGGAUAUUGGAAGUACUGUUCUGAAGAAGACUUUGCAAAAUGUGUGUUUCCCUUCUGGUACAGACACCUCAUUUACUGGGAAUGUACCAAGGAUGGGGAUUCGUUUGGGAAAGCAUGGUGUUCACUCACCCAGAAUUAUAACAAGGACAAGGUUUGGAAAUACUGUGACUGAUGGUGAGAUUUAUUUAGGGGAGGACAUGAAGAUGUUUAGUUGUUCUCAUGGGAAAGAUUGUACAAUUUUGGUUGGGAAAGGAGCAUGUAAGACUCUCAUUAAAAGAAUUUUAUUCUGAGAUACGAAUGGAAGGUGAUUGGCUGUA